Fusarium coffeatum is the source of this 381-nucleotide messenger RNA. RefSeq lists its product as uncharacterized. Gene Ontology annotation, biological process: chaperone-mediated protein complex assembly; protein folding. The coding region runs from base 1 to 381 and encodes 126 amino acids. The transcript has 4 exons. NCBI's taxonomy places the organism in Eukaryota, Fungi, Ascomycota, Sordariomycetes, Hypocreales, Nectriaceae. Gene Ontology annotation, cellular component: prefoldin complex; cytoplasm. Gene Ontology annotation, molecular function: protein-folding chaperone binding. The record is from RefSeq and is a predicted model, not a curated record.
AUGUCGGAUCCUCAAGCCAGGCUCCAGGCCCUGUCCGAAGAGUUCCAGAAGCUUCAAGGCGAACUCCAAAGCGCUGUUGAGUCGCGACAAAAGCUUGAAGGACAGAAGCAGGAGAACGUUGGUGUGCAGCAGGAGUUUGAUCGGCUACAAGAGGGCGAGACCAUCUACAAGCUCACUGGUCCCGUGCUACUGAAGCAGGACAAGUUUGAGGCCGAGAACACGGUCAAGGGCCGCCUGGAUUACAUUAGUAGUGAGAUCACCAGGCUAGAAGGCACAAUCAAGGAAACCCAAGAGAAGCUCGAGAAGAAAAGGACAGAAAUAAUUCAGAUUCAAUCAAGCGCUCAAGCAGCUCAAGGCAAGGGCAAGGAGGCAUCCAAAUAA